CGUCAUUUCUCUGAUAUUUUAUCAUUUUAUUUUUACAGAAAUUUAAUGAUAUAAUAUUAUUAUAUAACAUUAUACUAUAAUUAUGUUAAAUUUGAAACAUAAAUAAUUUUUUUUUCAUUAUAUAGAUAAAAGAUAAUUUCAAUUCAUAUUUUUCCCAAUAAUUAAUUUGUUUCGUUAUUCCAGAGAUUUUUAUCAUAAAAAUCAUUAAUUUUAAAAAGUUAUCUCCGAUCUUCCUUUAAAUAUAACUUCUUUGACGAUAUUUUCAAGUUCUCCUAUAAGAAUGUUACACGCAUAUACUAAUUAUUCAAUGUUAAAUUGAAUUUAUCUGAUUUAUAAUCGUAUAUAAUAUAAAAAUUUUCUUUUUUUUCCAUAUACGAUUAAUAACAAACGAUUAUAAAUCAAAAAAUUCAAUACGCAAUAUCUGUCGUUCAAAUUCAUUGGUAGCGUCACAUGCACAUAAGAAUUAUUUCUUUAUUAUUUCUCGCAAACAAAAUUUUACAAAACGCAGAUUUAUCUAAUCUUUUUUUAAAAUUACAAUGUCAAAAUAUUAUUUACGAUUAUAAGGGGGGAGGCGGGGACAAAAUUUUCCAACGUACAAAAUUAUGAAUAUUAAAUCGUUAAAAUUCGCAAUUUAUUCCUUAACAAAGCCAACAAAACUUACGAGAUACUAAAUUAUCCAUUCUUCUUAGGCGCAUAAAGCUGUGAGCAUUAAAUUAUUAAAAAUCGCGGUUUAUUUCUUACAAAGGCUAACAAAUCUAACAAAAUGUUAAAUUAUUCAAUUUUCUGAAUUGCCAAUUUUCUAAAUUAAAAAUUCCAAAGGCACACAAGGUACUAAACGUUAAAUUAUUAGAAAUCGCAAUUUAUUUCUUAUUUUAUUUAAUUUCAUUUACAAAGACUAAGACGCCAAAUGCCGAAUUAUCCAAUCUUUGAAAUUAACCGAAGCAAAAAACACGAUUUGAUUUCGAUGCUUUCCCUCGAGUCGACGUUUCUCUAAGUCGCAUCAACGAUUCCAAUCACGUAUCGAAGCGUGUGUCAAAUACAUCAUAAUUCACGAUGACGAGAGAGAGAGAGAGAGAGAGGGAGAGGGAGAGAGAGAUCUCGAAUAUUGAACAAUAAUUUUCGUAAUGCGUGCAUGUUCUCGUUAAAUAAUGUUUAGUUUCAAUUAUAGUAUAAUUUCGUGUAUAAUUUCACGAUUUUAAAUUACAAAAAGAUUGUAUUCUUGUGAAUACAAUACGAAUUAAUUAAUUAAUACUCUGUGAAAUUCCAAUGAGAAAUCGUUGUAUUAUUUAUGAAUUUUUGAUUUAAAUGUUAAAUUCUUCUAACACUUCGUUGUGUAUAAGUUGAUAGGAUAUUCAUUUAUUCAAGUUUGGAUAAGAAAAUGCUGCUUAUCAGUGAUAAUUCCGCGUAAAGCAAAAAACUGCAGAUAAAGUUUAAAAUAUUUAUCUAUAAUUACGGGUUAUUUAAAAUGUUUUGCGCGUCUUUCAAUUUAUUAGAACGAAUAUUUGUGUCUAGGAAAGCUUAUCUACAAAAAAAAAAAAAAAAAAAGAAAAAGAAAUUGAUCGGACUUCAAGAUUGUUAAAUAUACCUUCUAUUUAUUAUUAAUUAUAUGUAAAUUAUCUUAAUUAUCAUUAUUAAUUGAUAAUUUUUCACGGAAUACUUAUCAAAAUUUAAAAAUACAAAUUUUUCCUUAAACGAAAUCGUUUGAAAAUUAUUUUAAAAUUCUAAUCUUUCCCCACCAAAAUUAUUUAAAAAUUAUUCGAUAAUCCUUUUCCUCGGUGAAUUUUUCCAUAAAUAUUCGCGUUGUCAGAUCAUUAAAGAUGCAAGUCAUUAAGGAUAGAUGAAUCGAAUCUGUCCAUGAACAUCUCGCUUCCUUCACACGAGGUACACGCCAUUACCAUUUACAUACGUAGCCCUGAAAUUUUUUGAAUUCUAUUCUACAUCGCAUUUGCGUGUAUUGAAUAAUGGAAAAAAAAAAAAGGAAAAGAAAAUCUAAUCUACGCAAUGAAUGGAUAGAACCAGUGCAAUUUUCCCAUUGUUCCUAUUUGCAAAGUACAAUGUCUUCUCAUUGCCACGCCUCCUGGUUAUCUGAAUUAUUCAUGGAAAUGAAAAAGAUAUUUUUCACGAGGUAAAAUGCAACUUCGUCGAGGAGGAAGAUCGUUUUUAAAGGGCAAUUUAAUUUUUUGAGGGGGAGCGAAUUGCCACUCAAUGGCCCUGCGUUUAAACGUCACUUUACCGAAGACAUUGUCGUUCAAGGAUUUACUUACAUCGCGAGGAAAAUUGAAUUUUGUUGGAUGAAUGGAAAGAAUGUGGCACUUUCGAAAUCUCGUUGAUCUCGUUGGGGAAAAAAUGGUGGUGAACUGGAAAAUUAUCACAGAGGAGAUUGUGUUAAAUAAACUGCGUUAUGUAAAUUAAAAAAAAAAAAUUAUUGAAAAAGCGAUUUUUAUGAUUUGAUAUUUCGUUAAUUGACAAAGGAAAGAAUUUCCAAUAUUUUUACUCUGAUAAUUUAAUAUUCUAAAGGAAUUUUAAUUAUUUUAAUAUUUUUAAUUUAGAUGUUCGAUAUUUGGCGUUGAUAAAGAAAAUUGAUAAAGAAAAAAAGAAUUUUCAAUUGCAAGAAAAUAAUUUAGCAUUCAUUUAAGAAUUUCCAAUGGUAGAAUUUCAUCAGAUAAAAAGAAUUUUGAAUUUGUUUGAAUAAUGAUACAAAAAAGGCUGUCAAAAUUAAAAUUUUCUUUUCUGUAGACAAUAGUCUCACUUAAUCUAUUAUUUAUAAUUAUAAUUCAUUAUUUAAUAGAAUAUUAAAGAACUAGUUUCUGAAGCAUAAACAAAUAUUUUUUAAAUUUUCAAAUUUCAAUAAAAAUUAUUUUCGUAAUUUUCAAAAGAUUCUCUUUUAUUGAAUCUUAAAGACUGAAAUUCGUAUCGUAGAAAUCAAUCGCACGUUGAUCUUGACAUUCUGCUAAUUUUCCUCGCGAUCGUGUGAAAAAUGAAAUAUAAAGCGUGGAAAUGCGGAUACCAUUGUGGAAAAGGAAUUUCCAGAUACUCUGUAGAGUAUUUAUCGAGGGAUGUGAGAGGAGUUACCUUGACCUCGCUCGUCAUAGAUAUCGUUUCUGCUAUACGAUAUUUCGUUUUCUUAUCUUCACUGAAGCCGCAAUUACUAUCUAUCCGAUUGCUUAACGCUUCGUUGCAAUCGAUUCGAAAAAGAAAAAUUUACAAGAAUAAAAAUGGACAGAUCAACUUUUCCAUUUGGUAAACUCGUGUUUCCAUCGUGAUGGAAUUUAUUUUUACAUUCGUGAUUCUCGAUCGAGGAAUUUUUUCGAGCUCGAAACAAUCAAAAUAUGGAUAUGUACAUAACUUAAUUGUGAAAAAAAAAGGGAAGUUAAUCGUAUUCGAGAUUUUUAAAUAUAUUAUGCAAAUUAAUAUAUUUAAUAAAAAAAUAUAGCAGUUAAAUUAAAAACUAAUUAUUUAGUUUGAUAGAUUUUUAUUUUUUUCGAAUUUUUAUUUAUAAUUUCUAUGUAUUUAGUUAUCUUAAUAAUAUUAGUUUGGAUGGUUUAACGUGGUUCUAGAAAUUUUUGAACGCGAAAAACAAAUUGUAAAUUGAUACUUGACAUUAAUAAAGGUAUUUGACUUAUCUUUUUGUUAAAUAUUUAUUCUAUUAUAUAUUUUUCAACUUUUGUUUAAUAUUUUUCAUAUAAAUCGUAUUUCAUUAAAUAAAAAACACUUAUCGUACAAUCAGAUUUAAUUUAUAAGUAUGUUCGUAUCUUAUCGAAUUUUUUCAAUUAAGUAUUUUUCAAUAAGUCUCAAAAUAUUAAUAAAUAUUGAUAGACGAUGGUCGAGGAUGCAAACAUUUAUAAGUAAAAGGAAUAAAAAUAAGAAAAAAAAAGGAAGAAAGUUUAAUAAAUACAUUUUUAUAACGAAAUUAUUCCUUUAUUUUAUUAAUAUAUAAUCAUUUUUAUCGCGUACAAUUUUAUAUAUAUCUUUAACAAACAUUAUUUGCGAAUGAUUCUUCAUUAGUUUCCCGAUAAAUUAAUUAUUUUUGAAUGUAUAAUGAAAACGAAGAGAUGUCGUUCGUUUUUGUAUGGAAAUUUGUUAAAAAAUGAAAUAAUUAACGUGCUUUUAAUUAAAAUACUAUGGAACAGCAGACUGAUAUAUCAAGUUACAAAGAAAUAAUGAUUUUAAAUGGUAACAAAGAGAAUUUUUUAAAAAAUACAAGAUGUUUAUCUAAAAUAUACAAAGCUCAACUAUUCUAAUUAAAUUAUGGAUUUCUGCAAAAUAUCUUUUAUCUUAUAAAAAAAAUAGGGCCAAAGCAAACAUCUCUUAAAUCCCUUUCAUCCCUUAAAUAUUGUACAAUUUGUCAUGUUCAAAUUUCGGAAUAAAUGCAUAUUUGCAUCUGUAGUUUACUCAUAUGGAGUGGUUUACUCAAUAUUCAGAGGAUAAUAUUUAAUAGCUAAAACACACUCAUCUUUCCCACCUUAUAUUUAUUUUUUUAAAUUCAAUUUCUCCACAUGUAUAUAUACAAACCACUCAAAAUUAUUUAAAUUCACUUCAAAUCAUCCUGGAAUUCCAUUCCAAUUCCCAUCAUCACAAUCCCCAAAUUCACAAAUUCAUCAAAUUCGCCCUCCCAGUCUCUCCCUUAAAAAAAGAAAGAAGCAAGAAAAAUAUGCCUACGAAACUGCACCACGAAAUCGCGACAUGUGUCCUCCGUUGCGUUCGACACCUUCGAUCACGGAUCCUCGUCACGUGCGAUCAAAGAAGAAGAAGAUCCCGAGAGAAAAAAACAGUCGCGCGAAGCCUUUCGCCUUGGCCUAAGAUAAACGUAGCUGAAACUUUAAUCGGCGACCAAUCACGCCGGGGGAGUGUUCCGUGCCAGACCAAUGAACAGCGCCUCCUUAUCAACCUGGCCACACACAUAUAAACCGAGCACCGGUUCCGUCCACCGUGCAGAAAGGGUCCGGCCAAACCGAACUUCCUAUAACCCACGUAACCGCAAUUUUUCCUUCCCCACACAUCCAUCUACCGUGCAAAUCGUCGCUCGGCUUAUUAACUCACUAACUCUCCUUAUUACUUAACCACGAACGUUGGGACUCGAAGACGUUGGAGGCUUCCGCUCGCGUCGUGUGCCGCAACAGCGGCCAGCCAACUGUCAGCGGAAGGCCGAGCGCGAUCGCUCGUUAUAACGCUGCUGCUCGUUCGUUAAAGUGGCGCUCCACGCGCGUAUCAGUCGGUCGGUCGAUCGUCGUACGAUUCAGCCGCGUGCCUAGCCAGCAGCCCAGCCGUGGGUGGACGAGGAAAAAAGAAAGAAGCGCGCAUUGUUCCCGUGGCAGCGGGAAUAAACUGUCGAACGGGCAUUCGUCUCGUCCGUUGUUUAGUUGGCCACCCACCCCCUCGGGAGGAAACGAGGAUGCCAGCAGCAGCCGGACUUUUCGCGUUUCUCGGCGUCGCUCUGAUCGCCUCCUUGACCGAUGCCGCCUCCAUCAGACGUGCCAACCGCAAGGCCAUGGACUGCUAUAGCGAGAUCUAUUGCACGGGAGAGCUGCUGAAGACGAUACAGCUGGCUGAAAUCUUCCCAGACAGCAAGACGUUCGUCGAUCUUCAUCAGAUAAACGACCCCGAAAUAACUCUUUCCAACUUCUACAGUUUGAUGAAUGAAACGGGGAACAAACCGAGUAAAAGUCAGCUGGUGAGAUAUGUUAAUGAAAAUUUCGCCUCGUCGAACGAGCUCGUGAACUGGACGCUGUCAGAUUGGACGGAGAGCCCUUCGAUCUUGAAACGAAUCAACGAUGCCAAGUAUCGAGAGUGGGCGAAACAUCUGAACGAAAUUUGGAAGGAAUUGGCGAGGAAGAUCAAUCCAGAGGUGGCCGAGUAUCCUGAGAGGCAUAGUUUGAUAUACGUGAACAAUGGAUUCAUCGUUCCUGGUGGUCGCUUUAAAGAAUUUUAUUACUGGGACAGUUACUGGGUGAUUGAAGGUCUGCUGUUAUCCGACAUGUAUCAAACUGCCAGGGGAAUGAUAGACAAUUUCUUAUACAUGGUGAAGAAAUAUGGUUUCAUACCCAAUGGUGGCAGAAUUUAUUACCUUAUGAGAAGCCAGCCACCUCUAUUACAUCUCAUGGUCUCAAGAUAUUUGGACUUCACUGGGGAUUAUGAUUAUUUACGUUCGAUUAUAUCCACUCUGGAAACUGAAUUUUCUUUCUGGCAACGAGAGAAGAUGAUCGAUGUUGAGAAGGAUGGAAAAAUAUAUAAAAUGGCACACUACGUGGUUAAUAGUACCAGUCCUCGACCAGAAAGUUACAGAGAGGAUUAUCUCAUGGCGCAGCGGAUACCCGAAAAAUCACGGGAUUUCUUUUACAAUAAUAUAAAGGCGGGCGCCGAAAGUGGCUGGGACUUUUCCAACAGGUGGUUCAUACGAAACAACAAUAGCAGUACGCUCAGUUUAUACAAUAUCUCCACGCAAUACAUAAUACCUGUCGACCUUAAUGCGAUUCUGCAACAAAAUGCCCGGCUCCUCGGCGAAUUUCACACUCUGCUCGGGAACAAUGCGAAAUCUCAGUAUUAUCAGAAGAUAGCAUCUCAACUUCAAACGGCCAUCGACAAUGUUCUGUGGAACGAAGCGGAUGGAAUAUGGCUGGAUUACGAUCUGAAGAACCAGAGGCCUAGGCAUAUGUUCUACCCUUCGAAUCUUGCGCCACUUUACACCAAAAGUUACAAUCGUGGUCAACGUGAAUAUUAUGGCGCAGCUACUUUGAGAUAUCUCAAAUCGCAGAAUAUCGACAACUUCUUUGGAGGUACACCCACGUCACUAAAUCAUACGGGGGAACAAUGGGAUUUUCCAAACGCGUGGCCACCGUUACAAUCGUUUAUCGUAAUGGGCCUCCACUGGACUGGGGCUAGGGAAGCAAUGGAUUUCGCCCAUGAAUUGGCGUUUAGAUGGCUUGCUGCUAAUUACGCUGGUUAUAAGGAAACCGGGCAAAUGUUUGAGAAGUACGAUUCGAUCGUGCCCGGCCAAGGCGGUGGUGGAGGGGAAUACAACGUGCAGACAGGGUUCGGAUGGACUAACGGGGUGGUCUUAGAGUUCCUCAACACCUUCUCGAGCAUCAAGGUGAGGGAGGUUGGAUACGAGGACGACUUAACCGAGGUUGAACAAUAACAGGUUUCAUUGGUGAUAAUGCAACGUGUAUUUUCCAACGAUUCUAGUCCACACGGAAAUACAGGGCAGCGCGUUUUAUAAAACCCACCGUUUGUUCGAUACAAGUCUAUGUAUAUUUUCAGUAAAAUUUAUCGAAAGUUUGAAAAUUGUAGAGGAGAAUCUCUUUCUAUCGUUUUCGAAUCGAAAUAAUUCUAAAUGAAUAAUUACAAAUGCGUUAAAAAUAGAUAUGCUUUUAUCUUGAAGCAAAUAUAAGAAAAAGAAA
Apis cerana (Asiatic honeybee) is the source of this 7397-nucleotide messenger RNA. RefSeq names its product trehalase. Gene Ontology annotation, molecular function: alpha,alpha-trehalase activity. Lineage: Eukaryota; Metazoa; Arthropoda; Insecta; Hymenoptera; Apidae. The record is from RefSeq and is a predicted model, not a curated record. Gene Ontology annotation, biological process: trehalose catabolic process.